Messenger RNA from Gossypium raimondii (Peruvian cotton), 687 nucleotides. Its product is annotated as transcription factor DYT1. Gene Ontology annotation, molecular function: sequence-specific DNA binding; DNA-binding transcription factor activity; protein dimerization activity. Bases 1 to 687 code for a protein of 228 amino acids. Gene Ontology annotation, cellular component: nucleus. The transcript is spliced from 4 exons. Lineage: Eukaryota; Viridiplantae; Streptophyta; Magnoliopsida; Malvales; Malvaceae. The record is from RefSeq and is a predicted model, not a curated record. Gene Ontology annotation, biological process: regulation of DNA-templated transcription.
AUGGACAUGGAAUUCCUAACCGAGCUAAACGAACUAGCCAUAACCGAUCACCAAAGACUUACCGGCGGAAGAAUGGGCCGAAGAAAACUCGAAGACGACGACGACAACAACAACAGCAAGGAAUUCAAAUCCAAAAACCUUCAAGCCGAGAGACGUAGGAGACAGAAACUUAGUGACAGGCUCCUUACACUGCGCUCACUUGUCCCAAUCAUUACAAAUAUGAACAAAGCAACGAUAAUCGAUGAUGCAAUCACUUACAUUCAAGAAUUACAAAAGACAUCACAAGUUCUCAGUGAACAACUGCUCGAAAUGGAAGGGUCGUCUGAAGAAAGUGUAAUGCCGAUGAAACUCGAAAUCGCUGUUGCACAACAUGAUAUGAAGAAAUGUGGGAUAAAGGAAGAAGUUAAGGUGAGCAACAUUGAUGGGAACAAGUUUUUGAUAAAGAUUAUAGUUGAGAAGAAAAGGGGUUGCUUUACUCAAUUGAUAGAAGCCAUGAAUUAUCUUGGGUUUGAGCUUAGUGAAACCAAUGUCACCACUUUCAGUGGUGCAAUGCUUUUUUCAUCCUGUGUACAUGGAAAAUAUGGGGAUACUCUCAUGGUUGAACACAUUGAGGAAUUGUUGUCAGAGAUGAUGAGGAGCAUGAAAACAAGUUCUCAAUCUGCCAUUGAAUUAGGGAACACAAAUUGA